Molecule: messenger RNA, 626 nt
Organism: Nasonia vitripennis (jewel wasp)
Lineage: Eukaryota; Metazoa; Arthropoda; Insecta; Hymenoptera; Pteromalidae
Product: ubiquitin carboxyl-terminal hydrolase 47-like
Exons: 3
Coding region: 67-567 (166 amino acids)
Biological process (GO): protein deubiquitination
Cellular component (GO): nucleus; cytosol
Molecular function (GO): cysteine-type endopeptidase activity; cysteine-type deubiquitinase activity
Source: RefSeq, a predicted model, not a curated record
AUAUUAAAUUUAAAUUGGUGCUUCGAAUCAUCAUAUCGUCAAGAAUCUUUUGAACACAAAAAAAUUAUGAAAUUGGAAGGGCCACACAUGUACGAACUUUUCUCUAUUAUAGUUCACAGUGGUACUCCUAUUAACGGGCAUUAUUAUGCUUGUAUAAGAGAUUUUCGGAGUGGGAAUUGGCUAUCUUUUAAUGAUCACAUUGUUACACCGAUUACUCAUGACAAAAUCACAGAAACAUACGGAAAUGGUAUAAGUACUGCCAAUGCAUAUGUUGUUACGUACCGACAAAUUGAUAGAGAAAGGAACGCUUUACCUAUAGAGAGCAGCCAGUUUCCUCCACAUAUUAAGGAAUUAUUAAGCGAAGAAAAUACAAAGGCGGAACAACCUGUUAAAUUCGAUCCAGAAAAUCAUAGCUCAAUAGCUGGCAGCUUUUGGGGCAGCACAUGUAAAACACAUGAUAAUUUGUCGUUACAAUACCCCCUCAACGAUAUAGAACAUGAAUGUAUCAGUGCCAAUUAUGUUGAUUUGUUACCUCCUUCUAUCGCUAUGAAAGUAUGUGAUGUUUAAAGUAUUAUUGAUUGUUAACAUUAAAAUUUUGCAAGUAUAAGGCAUGAAAACGGACUUUU